Solanum pennellii is the source of this 864-nucleotide messenger RNA. RefSeq names its product xyloglucan endotransglucosylase/hydrolase protein 2-like. NCBI's taxonomy places the organism in Eukaryota, Viridiplantae, Streptophyta, Magnoliopsida, Solanales, Solanaceae. The transcript has 4 exons. Gene Ontology annotation, biological process: xyloglucan metabolic process; cell wall biogenesis. Bases 1 to 864 code for a protein of 287 amino acids. Gene Ontology annotation, molecular function: xyloglucan:xyloglucosyl transferase activity; hydrolase activity, hydrolyzing O-glycosyl compounds. Gene Ontology annotation, cellular component: cell wall; apoplast. The record is from RefSeq and is a predicted model, not a curated record.
AUGGGUUUUCAUCUAAUAAGUCUAAGUGCUCUUUUAUUAUUAACUAGAGUUUUUGAAGGUCUAGCUUUACCAUUUGAUAAAAAAUACAACAUUUCUUGGGGGAACAACAAUGUGAAGUUAUUGAAAAAUGGAGAAGAAAUUCAGCUAUCUCUUGAUAAAUUUUCUGGAUGUGGAAUUGAGUCCAAACAAAGUUAUGGCUCUGGAUCAUUUAAAAUGAGAAUAAAGCUACCAAGCAAAGACUCAGCUGGAGUAGUGACAACAUUUUAUCUACAUUCACAUACAAGCCACCAUGAUGAAUUGGAUUUCGAGUUUCUAGGUAAUAGAAAAGGGAAACCAUACAUAUUGCAAACAAAUGUAUUUGCAAAUGGUAUUGGUGAUAGAGAAGAAAGAAUUCAACUUUGGUUUGAUCCAACAACAAACUUUCAUGAGUACUCAAUCCUAUGGAAUUCACAUCACAUUGUUUUUUUUGUAGAUGAAAUACCAAUUAGGGUUUAUAAGAACAAAUCAUAUAGAGGAAUUGGAUACCCUACACAACCAAUGCAAUCAGAAGCCACUAUAUGGAAUGGAGAAAGUUGGGCAACAGAAAAUGGAAGUCAAAAAAUUAAUUGGUCAAAUUCUCCAUUCAUAGCUAAAUUUCAAGGCUUCAACAUUGAAGGUUGCCCUUCUAAUUAUCAUAGUUUAAAUUGCAAUUCAACAAAGUGGUGGUGGAAUUCUAAGAAAUUAUGGAAAUUAACUCUUGAUCAAGAAAAAUCAUAUAAAGAUAUUAGAAGCAAAAAUAUGAUUUAUGAUUAUUGCAAAGAUACCAAUAGAUUUCAAAACAUUCCUUUAGAAUGUUCAGUGAUUAUUAAAUAUCUGAUUUUCUGA